CUCUUCGCUCAUAUGCACCUCCACUCGCCGCCUGCCCCCACGGGCGUCACCUACAAUAUCCUCAUCCGCUCCCUCUGCCGCAGAGCCGACCUGCCCCGCGCCCUCCGGUACCUCAGCCUCAUGGUCCUCUCUGGCUGGCACCCCGACGCCUACACAUUCAACUCCUUGAUCGUGGGCUACUCCCGCACCCACCAGACCGACACUGCUCGUGAUCUGUUCGAUAAAAUGCCUUUGAGAGGAUUCCCGCGGGACGUGGUAUCCUAUGCUGCAAUGAUUGAGGGGUUAUGCGAGACGGGGAGGAUUGACGAGGCAUUGGACUUGUUCACGAAGAUGGAGCUGUGGGACAUGCAUACAUAUGCGGUCUUGGUGAAGGGCCUGUGUAAAGCAGGGUGGGGGGAGGAGGCGCUCCAGAUGCUGCAGAGGAUGAAGAAAUUGGGGUGGCGGCCAAGUACUUGCGCUUAUGCGGCCGUGAUUGAUUUAUGGUGUAGGGAGCAAAGGGUUGUGAAGGCUGAGGAAAUGCUGGAGGAGAUGUCUGACAAAGGGUUGGUGCCAUCUGUUGUUACAUGCACCGCGGUGGUCAAUGGGUAUUGUAAGGAGGGGAGGAUGAGUGAUGCGGUGAGGGUGUUUGAGAUGAUGAAGUUGAGGUGGUGCAAGCCGAACGUGUGGACAUACAAUGCACUGGUGUGGGGGUUCUGCAAGGAGGGUAAGGUGCACAAUGCAAUGGCUUUGUUGAAUCGGAUGAGAGCACAUGGAGUAGAACCAGAUGUUGUGACAUACAAUUUGUUAGUUCGGGCCCAAUGUGUUUAUGGGCAUAUAGAGAAUGCUUUCCGGCUACUUCGUUUGAUGGAAGGAGAUGGUUUAGCUGGUGAUAUAUACACUUACAAUGCGUUGGUGGAUGCUCUCUGCAAGAAUGGGAGGAUCGAUCAAGCUAGCUCCCUUUUUGAUAGCCUUGAAGGGAGAGGCAUAAAACCUAAUUUGGUGACAUUCAAUUCAUUGAUAGACGGGUUAUGCAAAUGUGAUCAAGUUGAUGUUGCAUGGUCAUUACUGGAAAAGAUGGUCUCAGCUGGUUGCACGCCGGAUACCUAUACAUACAGUCCAUUCAUCGUAUACCUAUGCAAGAUGAAGGGAUCACAAGAGGGUUUGUCCUUUAUAGAUGAGAUGCUAAAAAAGAGUGUUAAGCUCACGACGGUCAACUAUACCAUUGUAAUUGACAAGCUAUUCAAGGAGAGAAACUAUGGAUUGGCCACAAAAAUCUGGGGUCAAAUGGUUUCACUGGGUUGCAAUCCUGAUGCAGUUACUUAUACCACAUCUAUGCGUGCUUAUUGCAAUGAAGGAAGACUCAUUGAAGCCGAAAAUGUUGUGAGUGAGAUGAACAGAAGUGCAGUCACUGUAGAUACAAUUGCGUAUAACACGUUGAUGGAUGGGCAUGCAAGUAUUGGGCAGACAGAUUGCGCAGUCUCAAUCUUGAAGCAUAUGAAAAAUGUUGCUUCUAUGCCAAACCACUUUACUUAUUUGAUCUUGCUUAGACAUCUUGUACAAAGGAGGCUAACAGAAGGUGUGCCUUUGUAUGUAGCUGGUUUAUGGAAGACCGCCAGGCUUACUGAUAUCUUUGAAUUGUUUGAGACAAUGAAGAAGAAUGAUAUUAUUCCUAACAUGGAUACUUAUUCUGCAAUUCUGGAGAGGUUCUCUGAAGAUGGAAGAUUGAAAGAGGUGACAUCAUUGGUUUCUCGUAUGAAAGAUGAUAAUCUGUCUUUGAAUGAGGACAUCUACACUGCUCUCGUUAUGUGUUUAUGCAAAUCAAGACAGUAUUCCGGUGCAUGGGCGUUGCUUCACUCCAUGAUUGGUCGUGGUUUUGUACCACAACUGAUGUCCUAUCAGCACCUGCUUUGCGGGCUUAUUAGUGAAGGACAAGCUCAUAUGGCUGAAGAAAUUUUUGGAAACUGUAGAUGGGAAGACUACAAUCCUGAUGAAAUUGUGUGGAAAGUAAUUAUUGAUGGCCUGAUAAGAAACGGUCAUUCAGAUAUAUGCCGUGACAUGGUAUCCAAAUUAGAGCAGAGAAACUGCAGACCAAGUAAUCAAACAUAUGCAAUGUUGGCAGAAGAAUUGUCUACCAGGGGAUAAUAUAUGCUACAUUCACCCAGUCGUGCAACACUGCUGAGCAAAGUUUCCAUCAGCAGUGUAAAAUGCGCCCAAUCAAAGGCUUGUACCCACACAUGAUGUAUCCUACUGGACACCGGAGUUACAUAUUACAUGGAUCAUUCAACACACACUGGGUUCAUGUUUUAUUGCUCUCUCAAAGGUACUGGAUUGAUCUUCAAUAUCGUAAGUUCUUACACUAUUCUUUAAUAACAUACUUCUAGGGCUUUCCGGAAAGCGUUUGACCAAAAUAUUAGAUCACAUUAAUCUUGUCCCACCUAAAGAUAACAAGUCAACAACCUUACUUUUACAUACCGAAGUGGUACUUAAUUUCAAUAGACUUCACUGGUUCUUGAACUGUAAUUAAAAGAACUGUUGAUAAGCUAUUGAAAGCGCUGUCAAUUCCAUGGACUAGGUGCACUGUGCAAGAGGUAAUUGACAAUUUGCUUUUGGAACGUUGGACCUGAAGAUCCACAAUAACUAGCUUCGGGGAAAUAUCACAUGUUGUUUCUUUAAGUCCAUGUAGCUUGCUACGACUUGGGUUCAUACAUUGUUGAUCGACACGUUCGUUGUUGGGUCAUGUAUGCCUAUCCCCAGAAGUUAGCGCCACUUUGGGUCCAACUAAUCAUGUCAGUCCGGGUUCUUUGUCAUACGGAUGAUAGCGACACUAUCAUAUACGUGAGCCAAAAGGCGCAAACGGUCCCAUGCCAGGUAAGGUGGCAUCCGUGGGUAUACCCUGCGUGAGGCCGCAAAGUGAUAUGAUGUGUUACAUGCUAGAUCGGUGUGACUUAGGAUCGGGGUCCUGACAGAGAGAUCUCCUUAUUUGUGACUCGGGGGUGCUGCAUCAAUUUUCGGACCCCCCCCCCCCCCGCAGGCAAUAAGGGCUACAUCUAGUGACCCUUCAAAGUACAAGCACGCGGGGGGAGGGGGGACUGCAUUCAUGGUACUGUAGGCCUCCUGCCAUAAAGGCAGAAGGUCAACAUGCUUACGGCCUAACCUAGUCGCUAGAGUUCACACAAAUCUUAACAUAUGCAGAGCACUGACCUAGAGCUUGCCACCAACGCCAGUGCAUAUCGUCAAUGACCAAACCAAUGCCAGUGCAUAGCGCCAAUGACCAACGAAUAUUUGGUCGAGUGCGGGCGUUCUCCCAACGAAUAUUAAGAAGUCAUACAACACAACAAAUGGCAGGUUCUAAAUAAUAUCAUAUGAAUUGUUACCAUAAAGUACUCGAUAGUACCCUUAUCAAUUUUAUUGCAAAAUCCCGCUUUACAAGCUACUCGCACCAGGAUGCCUUUUAAUAAUACUCUGCAGAGGGCAGACCCCGGCAUCAUAUUCGACUUCCUUGACAACUUCUUGCAGGAACAGAUGUGGAUUCGGACUUCCAGCAUGAGGUCUAACAAUUGUCUGGAGGUUGGCAUUGGGAUAAUGAGCCUGAACCCUACCUAGUACCCGAUGAGCCCCUUCAAAAGCAGUAAAGUACAUCCAAACAUCAAGUUGAUUGGAGGGAUUCGCUAGCAACUUUAGGAUGACCUCAAGGUCAGACGUCAAGUCAGGAUGCCCAGCAAAUAAAGUACCAGCAGCAAUCCCAAGCGCGCCGGUCAUUUGCUCUGCAACAGAGGCAACCUUCAAAAGCCAUUUCUCCGGGUCAUCAAUCUGGAUGGCCGGCAAAGGACCCGCAAUGGAGAUAGAAGCAGACAUAUAAGAAAAUGAUAAUUGCUCACACAACUACGCGCAUGGGACCUCUCUGCACAAACCUCGGGCGGUGACGGAGCAGAUUUUCGUCAGGUCCCUGGUAGGUGUCCAAGUGCAGCUGGAAGUCAUGAAUCGAAGGUCACAGGAGGGGUUUAUCCAGGUUCGGGGCUCCGGAGAGUAAUACUUUACGUUCUGCUGGUUUUGGUUAUUCAUAGUGGAGGGAUACCUCAUGCUAGGGGGUACAAUGGUGUAUGAUGUUGCUACCGAGAGUUCUCCUAUCUGAAGAUAGAUGAUUAAGAGGAACCCUAGACCUCUCUUUGUAUAGACUGUAGAGGCUUGGGGUUUAUAGGUUAGAUGCGAUCUGGGCACCGUCGUCCUCUAGUCUUGGGCGUCAAGAAGGUCAUCUGGCCUCCUAGGGUUGGCGCCGUGUUGUGGGCCCAUUGGGCCCCCUCAUAGUUGAUGAGGCCGGGCUCCUUGGCAUAGCCACCCUCGGUACAGGACCCCGUCAGUAGCCCCCAAGCGUGGCGGAGGUCGUAGUGAGGACCCUGUCAGUAGCCUCCGGUGGGCUCCUUCGUUGUGUCGUGUUCCAGGAGUCCGGCUACAGUGUUAUGGUCUUGAUGGCUUCAGGGAGGUCGAACGCCUGCCUUUUGGGGACCCGCAUGGUCAAAGCCGCCACAGCCUUUAGGCCUCCCCAUCCUGACAUUGGUUUGACAGGUAGGGGGCGCUAUCUUUUAUCUAAACCGUUGCGCCAGUGAGGAGAUUGAAAACGGGUUGACGUAUGUCUUAUUGCGAUAACUUGGCCUUGAUUUCCGUGCCUGCAAGACAUGAAUGAGAACCGCUCACAAGUCGUGGGGUAUGUAGCGCCCAGGGGUGCCUUGAUUCCUGGCUCGCCCGUGGGGGAUCAAAAGAGCAUUGGCGCAACAAGGUGUCAUUUCACCUGCGCCCGCUUCCUCACGCCUCUGCUUCUCUGCACUUCUGCUUCCUUGCAUUUUUGUUCCAUCGCCAUAGCGACGUUCAUAGUCUCUAGGCCCGCCAUUUCCUCCCCCGCAAAACGAGAGAUGAGUCAUUUAGGGUCCUUGAUCGGAGCCGGCCGCGCUCGGGCGACCAGGGAAGCGGAGAAGAAGCGGAAGGCGGAAGGCUCCGCCGCCGCCGCCGAGCCGCAACCCAGCGCCGAGGUCUUCACCAACCGAUGGAACCGCUCCAUAAUCUCGGACAGGGACGUCUAGAAGCUGAGGGGAUGUUCCCAUCCGACCUCCAGUACCGGAUUCCUCUUUCUACGGAGGAAUUCCCAGCACUGCCGGACGGCGUGCGUGUCCUACAUCUCGACUUCUUUGGGCAUGGUCUCGGUUUUCCUCUGCACCCCUUUGUGUCGGGGUUCCUCUUAUUUCUUGGCAUCCAGCUCCACCACCUCAAGCCCACCGGUGUCCUUCAUAUCGGGAACUUCAUCAUGUUCUGCGAGUGCUUUCUCGGGGCCACCCCCAUUUGACCUCUUUCGACGUUUUUUCUGCGUCAAGGGUCAGAUGAGCAGUGACUCCGUUCGCGACAUUGGUGGGGUCAGCAUUCAGCUACAUCCUCAUUCGUCCUUCUUCCCCAUGAGCCUUCCCAGAUUAAUGGGGGUCUGGUAGAAGAGGUGUUUUUAUGCGUUCGACCUUGAGGCCGACCUGACAGCCUUUUCUCGGUGGGGGGGGGGGGGGGGGGGGGUCUCCCCUGCGGCAAAAUUCUUGGGAAUCGCUGACCUGCGUCUCCAAGAUUAUGGAGCUGCUUCUGGAGGUGACUGCGUCCCUGAAGGACAACAGUUUGACCGGCCUCCAGAUCACGCAGACCUGGGUGGAACGCCGAGUCUUUCCUCCAGAGGCCUAUGAUACGGUACUGAGUGAUUAUUGCGGGCUGACCGACCCCGCCCGGACCUCCUCCUGCGACCUCCCGGAGGAGGAGAUUCGCCAUACCUCGCUCAACUGAUGGGGUUGGAUGCCGAUAAGCUGUCCAUGGUGGUUGUGGUCGAGCCCUUCAGUCGCAUGGCCCCACCUAAGGAGGUACGUUUCUUUGGCCUAGUUCUAGGUGAGAAUAGUAAUGGCAAGAUCAGGCUUUGCUUCUGACGCCCGCUCUUUUAACUAUUUCAGCACUUUGCAAAGUUCACCGCUUUUCUUUCGGAGCCCCCGCUUCCCGGACAGGACCUGACCCUGGAGAUGUGGGCACUCCUACAGCCUACCGCGGAGCGCCCCCUCCCCUUUCUUGAUAAGGGAAGAAGGUUGCCUCUUCUCCGGAUGGAGGGGCAAAUAGCGGGGUGCUCGAUGAGCGUGUCACAUUGGGUGACAUCUCGUCCCCACCGUACAUCGCGGAGGAUGAGGAGGUUCGCGGAGGAUGAGGAGGCUGAUCCAGGGGCUCGUGGGAGCCCGGAAGAACCUGCGGUCACCAAGGAGGUCGCCAAGCGGGCAUCUCCUAAAGGCGGCCCUUCGGAGACCGAGCUGGCAUACCCCGUGAUCCACUGACCUCGUGGCGCUCCGGUUUCUCCGAAGUUGUAGGUGCCACUGGCCAUGCCUAUGAACAAGAGGCAGAAAGUUGUGGCACCAGUGAAGUAUGUUGGUGGCCUCCUCGCGAUACUUGCCGUGUUUACGGCUUCCGCUGAGAUCUGACUUGUAUCCUUUUCCAGGGAUCUUGCGACCCCUAAGGCUCCGACCUCUGAUGCUGCAGAGGUGACUGUGCUGAUGCUGCCUGAUGAUUCUCCACUAGUUCCUUAGGAGGUCGCCCCGCUCGUUACCCCAGCAGAGGUCCUAUGUGGUCUCCCUAACGGCGUUGGUGCCGCGCUGGACUCUGUUGAUGCUGCUGGCUCUGGCGUCGUGCUUGCUCACAGAGGGGUGACUGAGGAGGCUAACGUGGGCCACUCUGCUACUGCAGGCCCCAUGUCCUCUGCAGCGCCUGUUGCUGCGGUAGCAGGCGCGCUGGAAGUCUUGAGCACCCAGAUGGAUGGGCUCGUCGUCCUUGGCCCUGUUUGGAUACUCUAACACAGUUAGAGUUAGAGUUAUUUUCUAACCCACUCUAACCCAAAUAAGCACCUCUUCACCGUGAUAGUUGGGUUAGAUGGAACUAACCCACUCUAAUCCUCCCUGUUUGGAUACUUUUGGAUUAUUUGAGCUUCCAACUAACCCAAACUAGCUCUAACCCCAUGAUCUAAACAGGUCCCUUGAGGAGGCUUGCUGUUAGGUGACGUCUUUGUCUUCGAUUACACAAUGCAGCUAUUAGCCCCCGAGACCGGACGAGAUGUCACUUCCGAACUCUCGUUCGGGCUUGUUGUUUGUUCUUGACAGUUUCCUCCUGCAGAAGGUGGCGACUCCGGAGGGCGAGGCAGGCAACCUCAAGUGCUAGCUGGAAGCCCAUCGACAGGAGGUUGUGGGCCUGUUGACGUCAUUGGUCGGUUCCAUCUAUAAGUCAUCAGGUUGCAUCUGAUUCGGUCGGAUUUUUACUGUGAUCUUGUGUACUGGCUAAUUACUUUUAACUUCUUGCUCCACAACUGCUAAGGAGGCCGCAACCUUGCGGCAGGAGUUGUCCGAGUCACAGAGGUCGCGUGGCAAGCUCCGGACUGCAAUGGGCGUCACGGACGGCGAGCCCAAGGAGUACCGGCAGAGAUAGCCAUCCUCGAGAGCACGAUGGCCAGCAAAACGCGGAGCUGCCGAAGCAGGCGGCUGUCCUGAAGAAAAAGGAGGCCACCGCCGAGCGGGUCGGUAAGGCCCGGUCUGCUGCGGAGGACCUGGUGAAGCAGUUGAUGAAGCGACUUCAGGACCUGGAGGCCGCUGCUAUGCAUAAGCUUUUAUUUCUUCCGCGUAGUUUCCCAUUGCUUUGGCCAUGGCUUGAUGGGAUGUUCCUUUUGUAGUGCCACUUCUGGACGUCGCCCGUGUGGACCCAGUGAGGCGUCUCAAGCAUGUUGCUGACUCACGCAACGGAUGUGCACGACGCUAGGCAUGCCGUGUGGAACGCUAUACCGCGGCGAGAAGGACCUCGACGACACCUUGGACGGUGUCGUCAAGCUGCGGGAGAAGGCACCUGAUCAGCUUCUGGACUAGCAGUACUCUGCAGCGUAUGAGGGCGCUAUGCGGGUACUGGCUAGUGUGAGGGUGCAGCUUCCGAACGCCGACCUUGGCAUCAUCGUCCAUGGCACUCCUGACUCCUGAGCGUCCACCCCCGGAGCCCUGGUCAGUGGAGGUCGGGUCCGAGGCCGAGUAUGUUGCGGAUGCCUACAAGAUGGAGGAGAUUCUGAAGUGGUGCUCAGCUCGUGGGGAGGGCAAGUAGACCUCUUAUAAUUUGAAACACCAUUUUUUUUUCAAAAGGGGGACUCCCCGGCCUCUGCAUUAUGAUGCAUACGGCCACAUUUAUAAAUAAAAUAGGUUCAACAAGGUC
Triticum aestivum (bread wheat) is the source of this 8220-nucleotide messenger RNA. RefSeq names its product pentatricopeptide repeat-containing protein At5g65560. The record is from RefSeq and is a predicted model, not a curated record. Bases 13 to 2121 code for a protein of 702 amino acids. The transcript is spliced from 2 exons. Lineage: Eukaryota; Viridiplantae; Streptophyta; Magnoliopsida; Poales; Poaceae. Gene Ontology annotation, molecular function: mRNA binding; protein binding.